Gryllus bimaculatus (two-spotted cricket) is the source of this 3615-nucleotide messenger RNA. NCBI's taxonomy places the organism in Eukaryota, Metazoa, Arthropoda, Insecta, Orthoptera, Gryllidae. The record is from the annotation of a GenBank genome assembly.
ACAGAAUAGUUAUGCGUGCGAGGGAGAAAAGGCGCAGGCUCAGACGGGUAGGCUCGCGGGAUGACCCAGAGCGGCGAAGGGCGCCGGCGCAGCAACGAACAGCCGGACUAUGCUCCAGAAGGCGACGGAGGAUUGCGCGGCCUGCCGAGGUCAUAGAUAACGCCUGGAUACGUAAUACCGUCGUUGCCACCGCCGCCGUCGUCGCCCACUAUCAAUACAGUGCGUAAGCGCCGCUGGCUCGUCGUGUCCCGCGGGCGGAGCUGCUUGGUCGAGGCCGGCCGGUCCCCCGCGCACCUGCGGCCCCCUCGCGACCGCUUGCCCGACUGCCAGUCGGCCGCCGCCGUUGCCGCCUCGCCAGGUAGGAAAAAGCGACUCGAGAAGAGACCUCGGAGCUACGCGAGGAAACGAUGGCUCAACUCCCGAUCAACAUUGAUCAGCCGCGAUGGGACCAGAGUACAUACUGGGGGCGGGCUCGUUAUUACUUCUCCACCACAAACCCAUUGAACCUACUAGCUUCUGAACAAGAUUUAAAUGACGCGAAAACGGUGGUCGAUAAUUACAGAAAAAAUGGGAAGCUGGAAAACAUAACAGAAGAUGAGCUCUGGAGAGCCAAGGAAUUAUAUGAUUCUGCAUUCCAUCCUGAUACGGGAGAAAAGAUGAUUCUUAUUGGUCGUAUGUCAGCUCAAGUGCCCAUGAACAUGACAAUUACAGGAUGCAUGAUGACAUUUUACAAGUCUACUCCAGCAGUUGUCUUCUGGCAAUGGGUAAACCAGUCUUUCAAUGCCAUUGUUAACUACACAAACAGAAGUGGGGAUUCACCAAUAUCUAAUUCACAACUUGGCCUGUCAUACACACUUGCCACUGGAGGAGCUUUGGCCACUGCUCUCACACUCAACAGCAUGGUGAAGCGAGCUCCGCCAUUAGUUGGUCGCCUUGUGCCUUUUGUGGCUGUAGCUGCAGCGAAUUGUAUCAAUAUUCCCAUGAUGAGACUUCAGGAACUAAAGGAAGGAGUUCCAGUGACUGAUGAUGCAGGCAACAAACUGUCAACAUCAAAAGUAGCUGCACAACAAGGCAUCGCAGCGGUCACCUUCAGUCGCAUAGGAAUGGCUGCGCCUGGAAUGGCUUUAACUCCCGUUAUCAUGGAGUCUUUAGACAAGCGUGGUGUUUUCAAGAAACUUCCAUGGGCUCCAGCCCCAUUGCAAGUCUUAUUGUGUGGCUUCUUUUUGACUUUUGCAACACCUAUGUGCUGUGCACUAUUUUCACAGCGUGCUGCCAUUAAAACAAGUCAACUUGAGUCUGAAGCACAGGAGGAAAUUGCAAAAAAAUGCUCACCACCUCCUGAGGUUGUUUUCUACAAUAAAGGAUUAUAAGAGGGCAAAAAAACAAUAAAAUUGAUUGGUCGAUCAGUUGUUUAAUGUUGGUAUUGAUGCUGUCAAAUGCAAUGUUUGUUUGUUCUAUAUUGGUCAACUGGAAAUACUUUUGAUACUCUUACUUAUACUGUUAUUAUGCUCAGAAAUGGAACAUGUAACUUUAUUAGGGAUUAUUUGAAUUAUGAUUCCAUCAAAGCUAUGUUCAAGUGUGUAUGUGGCAAAUUGACACAUCAGUAUUUUAAUGUUUAUCUACUAAGUACUUGUUUGGAGUAUCUGUCCAUCCUGAGAUCAAUGAUGUUAAUAUUUGUGUAAUGGAUAAUGUAAUGUAGAAUACAUAUUUGUAUAUGUCAUCUGUCAAACUGAACUUGACAAAUCUGAUUUCUGGUUUAGGAAUUAUAUUUACACAAAAUUUCCUUAGCAUGUUUGUUGUACACAGGCCUACAAUUCUCGAGUUAGGGACAUUGAAAAGUCUCUGUAACUAAACUCAGCAAAAUAUGAACUUGGGGAUAAAAUAAAUUUAAUUCUUUCAGGUCUUGCCUACCAAACAUUUUUUUCUUGCAAUUAUUUGGGUAUAGUACAAAGAAUCAUAUUAUGUAAGAUUAUUUUAAUAUCUGCAAGUGAGGUUCCCUUGAAAUGACAUGGAGGAAUUUUGUUGUAAGAAUUGCAAUAUCACUAAUUUUGCAAAUUAUAUUUGCAUUUAAUUUAAGACAUUAAAAUGAUUAUUGUUUUUUACUUUUGCGCAAUUAUAUUGUUAAUAUUGGAUGAUGAAUAUCAAAGAAAAUUGUGUAGUAGUGUGUCUUCACAACUCUGUAAUGUAAACAUAUCAACAUAUUGAUAUACAUACAAAUACUAUUUACUGUUCUGUCAAUUGAGCAAUGAAGUGCACAAUUAAGAGAAUGAGCCAAUGAAAAGCAUUAAAAAAGUGUCCAUAUUAUUCCUAUUUAGCUUCCAAAAUAUUCAAAACAUUUUAGUACUUUAUCUAGGAGAAAGUUUCUUGUUCCCAUAACUUUCAUCUGGUACAAUGGCUCUCUUUAUGAAUUGAUUAAUUUUAUCAAUGAAAUUCUGAACUUCCAGAAAUAAAUAUAUCUUAACUAUUUUGCAGUGUAUCAAGUUACGGCCAUCCCUAAUCUUCUAUGGCACAGUCAGUUAAUUGUACAGCACAAGCAGCCGUUUUUGAUGAACCACCUCAACCAAGAAUAGCUUCCCCUAUGUAAAUAUCCAAUUUCCAUUAAAAACAUUAUCAGAGACAGAUCGUGAUCAAAUAGUGCCAAUGGAAAAGCAGUGAAACUCUGCCCUUAUCCAACAACUUUAUAUCUUAAUUAAGAAAACAAAAUGUUACUAAAAUAAAUUAAAAUUACUUUCAAUAGUUACUACUACAAGAAAAAUUGAUGCAAAUUAUAAUUUACAAGCAAGUACUAAUAGGGAAUGCCUGAAAAAUGUUUUGACCAUUGAAUAUUGAAAAAAUGGCUUAACAAGAAGAAUUUGUCUAAUUAAAUGUAUUAAUUUUAACAUUGAUUGUGUAAUUGAAUUACUUUUCUAUUUAUUAAUUUUUUUACAAUAAUAACAACUUUUGUUAUGCUAUAAAUAUCAAGAAUGGAAUAUGAAAAAAAGCAAGGGAACAAGAUUUCUGAUUUCUGUCAACAGUGGUUAAAAAAAAGUAUAACAUUAUGAUAACAAGACUUUCUAGAUUUAAUACAUUGUAAUAACUCUUUUAAAAAAACUAUUUAUUCCAUCUUUUUUGUGUAAAGAGUUUAUUUUCAUAAUUAAAAAUAAUGAAGAUAAUUGCCAAUUAACAAUUUAUCACAAAUGUAGUGUUUACUGGCUAUUGUCAGUAGUGCCAACGAAUCGUGCCAUACCCUACAAUUGACGGAUGUUUGAUGUUAUCACAAUGUACUAAUUAAUAUAAUUGGUAUUUACACAAAUUGUUGAAGAAUACAUAAAUAAGUACAGUAAAUUCUCUUUAAGUUGCACUUAUUUAGUUUCCUUGGAAGUUCUCAAUUAUUUAAAGUGAUGUCCAAAAUACGAUGGGACCAUAAAAUAUUAUGUGUGUCCAUAUCCAGGGAAUGAUAGAGCAGAAAUUUUUGGCUUAUAAGUUACGAUUGUGCUAAGAGAACAUGUAAACAAAACUAAAAGUCAUAAUCCCAUUACUGUCAGUUUGAAAAAGUGGAAAAACUUAUUGCCAUUUUUCCCACAUACUGUGGGAACCCCAUUAUUUGAAAAUGCAAUUAAUGGAGAUGAAUGGUAU